AUGUUUCGCAACCGGAACAGUACUCGGAAGCCCGAUGACGAGUUCAUCAGUCGCUUCCAGCAAACAUUUUCCGAGAUCGUGCCCCGUCGAGACAGCGACCAUGGACCGGAUGGGGGCAUUCCCUUGAUGACAGGACGGUAUGCAGAACCUGAGCUAUUGAAUCUGGGGUUUGGUGCUGACAUGGCCGAUGUGCGAUCUAGACCGCUGGAGCAUGAUCCACAGCAGAUGAAGUUGGAUGAGGCCAAUGUGAAAUUUCUCAACGAACGCACCCCACGCAAUCUACAAGACCUCAAUUGGAGCCCGUCAUGGAUGGACACAGCGUCGAUGCAGUUGAUGUCUUCCUUUGCCGGCCAACAUCCCGGAUUCUACACCCCCAACUCCGGCGGCAUGGGCGCCGUCUUCCACAAUCAAGCCGGCGACCUACACACACCUACCACCGGCAUGAAUAUGAUCACCCCCCUCUCGCUCUCAAACCCGCUCGUUGGGGCUCACCCCAGCAACACACAUAUGGACCAGCAGUUUCAGCAACAUUAUAUGGCCACUCACCUGCCCGACAUGAACCCCUAUCUGCAACAAGCGUCCUUUGCGCCUAGCGCAUUCAUGAACCGGAACUCAUUCGAUGCGAUGGAUGAAUCCGGCGAUAACGGGUCGAUGCAUUCGAUGCAUUCGAUGCCGGUUGAUCAGGCGUCCAAUGCCACCAAUGCGACUGAUUAUUCCAAUGCCAUGAGCAUGUCCUAUGCUGAUGCUGACAACUUUCGAUAUAAUGUGACGCUCCGAGCACCAACCGCAAUGGUGAAGCAUCGACGAGAGAUCCCCAUAUCUUACCUCAACAAGGGACAGGCCUAUAACUUGACAGUGACCGAUUCAACCCCACCAAUGGCCACUUCCGAAACCGUUAAGUACCGCACGUUUGUCCGCGUUUCUUUCGACGAAGAGCAGCAACGAUUGAAACCGGCAACCUGCUGGCAAUUAUGGAAGGAGGGCCGAGGCUUGAACGAGGCACACCAACGCGGAGGGAAACUUUUGGCCGUGGAAUUUGCGGAUUCGGUUCCAGGCGGCGACAACAAGCACCGCCAGAUCCAGCUUGAACAGAUGUCCUUCGAUGGGUUCUGUGUCACCUGGACUGCCAACCCCGACACCGGCACAUCCGACUGCUCUAUUCCCGUGCGAUUCAAUUUCUUGUCGACUGAUUUCAGUCAUUCCAAGGGUGUGAAGGGCAUUCCAGUCCGACUAUGCGCCAAGACAGAGCUCCUUGUACCAGGCGAAGACGCUGGUGUGUCCCGGGAAGCUGAGGUGUCUUACUGCAAGGUCAAGCUCUUCCGCGACCACGGCGCUGAGCGCAAGCUGUCCAACGAUGUCGCCCAUGUGAAGAAGACGAUCGAGAAGUUGAAGCAGCAGAUUGCACAGGCGGAGGUGGGCGGUGGAUUCGGCAAGCGCAAGCGUGGCAGCGCCGCUUCGACCUUGAAGUCUAUGGAUCGGUCGAAGACUUCGAAGCACAAACGGACCUGGUCGAUGGAAUCCCAGGACGGAAACUCCGAGAAGAUGUCCUUGGAAGAUGACCUCCAAUCCAAGCUGGCCAUGAUGCAGGAUAUGUUCUCGUCCACUCGCAAUGUCAGCGUUCUCGCCUUACGCGGGGAGGAGGAGGAUGAUCCCGAUUUGUACCCGGUCCGACUUCCUGCUGACAGCGAGAUAAAGACGGACGGCCUGAACCGCCAGAGCUUCAACGCAUCGCAGUCGUUGGAGUCUUUGAUCUUGUCCCCCACCAGCAGCAAUGUCUCAUUGAAUUCUCCUCACAUGGGCAGCUUCAAGGACCUGAAGAAAUCAGGCGUGGUACACAAAAUCAAAUCGGAGGACGCCAAGGUAGGCUACAUUGAGGUCGUCGACGUCGACCCGACCUACUGUCCUCCAGCAGAGCGACCGCCUCAGCCCAUCGCAUGCUUUUAUGUCAAAUUCGCUGGAAACAACCAAAACCCCGAUUUCUAUCGCGCAAUCUAUCUUACCGAACGGACUGCCCGAGAUCUGACGCAGAAAAUCUCCGAGAAGCACCACAUCGAUCCAGCCCGCAUCGUCCGCAUCGUCCACGUCAAUAAAAAUGGACUGCGGAUCAUGGUCGACGAUGACGUCGUACGUGAGCUUCCAGAAGGGCAGGACAUGGUUGCCGAUAUCUACGAAACUCCAGGCCCCGGUGGCGGCUUCUCGGGAUCUCCCAUGGAGAUCAAAUUAACGUAUUAA
Penicillium argentinense is the source of this 2232-nucleotide messenger RNA. RefSeq names its product grainyhead-like protein. Gene Ontology annotation, molecular function: RNA polymerase II cis-regulatory region sequence-specific DNA binding; DNA-binding transcription activator activity, RNA polymerase II-specific. Gene Ontology annotation, cellular component: nucleus. Gene Ontology annotation, biological process: regulation of transcription by RNA polymerase II. NCBI's taxonomy places the organism in Eukaryota, Fungi, Ascomycota, Eurotiomycetes, Eurotiales, Aspergillaceae. Bases 1 to 2232 code for a protein of 743 amino acids. The transcript is spliced from 4 exons. The record is from RefSeq and is a predicted model, not a curated record.